Molecule: messenger RNA, 248 nt
Organism: Candidula unifasciata
Lineage: Eukaryota; Metazoa; Mollusca; Gastropoda; Stylommatophora; Geomitridae
Source: the annotation of a GenBank genome assembly
CAAAAAUUGGAACCAAGGUGGAGGUUGCAAAUGGUUGUAUAAUCGGUGCUGGCUGUGAACUAAACAUGGCUGAGCUGCUUCCUGACAAUACCGUCAUCUACGGAGAAAAUUGUGAACGGAGAAUUCAGCGAGAGAAACCUUCUGUUCAGGCUCUGCAGAUAGAUUUCCUGACAAAAAUUAUGCCCAAUUACCAUUACUUGAUCAAGCCAAACAUUCAACCUCGACCACAAGCAAGUAUCAAGAAAUAG